Messenger RNA from Solanum pennellii, 1254 nucleotides. RefSeq lists its product as uncharacterized. The transcript has 2 exons. Bases 123 to 830 code for a protein of 235 amino acids. NCBI's taxonomy places the organism in Eukaryota, Viridiplantae, Streptophyta, Magnoliopsida, Solanales, Solanaceae. The record is from RefSeq and is a predicted model, not a curated record.
ACCACCGAAUUCCCCUUCUCCCUGCCUUGAAAGCCGGAGUGGGGAGCAAUAGACUUAUAAACCCAAUACACAUUUGGAGUUUUUGACCAUUAACUUCAACUCGUCACUCUUUUUCAAAAAAAAUGGGGAAAGAAAUUCUGGAUUACGUGUUGGUACCAUUAGGCCUACUUAUCAUGGCUGCUUAUCACUUAUGGCUUCUUCAACGUAUUCUUAAACAUCCUACUCACACAGUCAUUGGCAUCAAUUCCAUCAAUCGACGCUUGUGGGUUCUUGCUAUGAUGGAGGAGUCGCCCCAGAAUGGAGUUCUAGCAGUACAAACGCUAAGGAACAACAUAAUGGCGUCAACACUUUUGGCAUCUACAGCUAUUAUGCUUAGUUCUCUCAUUGCCGUCUUAAUGACGGGCGGAAGCAGUGGUCGUUCAGUUAGUUUUCAUGUUUAUGGGGAUAAGAGCGAGUUUUGCUUGUCAAUUAAGUUCUUUUCAAUAUUGGUAUGUUUUAUGGUGGCGUUUUUGUUUAAUGUCCAAUCGAUCAGAUAUUAUAGUCAUGCUAGCAUACUCAUCAACGUGCCUUACAAGAAAUUGGACGCUUCAAAUUCGAAGCAUUGUGUUACGGUGGAGUAUGUAGGGAGGACAGUGAAUAGAGGCAGCUAUUUCUGGUCACUUGGAUUACGUGCAUUUUAUUUUUCGUUUCCACUAUUUUUGUGGAUCUUUGGACCUAUUCCUAUGUUCCUCUGCUGCAUUUUCCUGGUUGUAAUGCUUUAUUUCCUGGAUGUAAGUUCUGAUUCUGGAUGGGUUGCACCAGCUGAUGAAAACAGCCAGCAGACUGCUUGACGACGAGGUAGUUUAGGUACUGUUGGCUUAGGUAUCUUCAUGUCAAAUCAUAGUACAGUAUUUAGUAUGAUCCUAUUAAUGGGUGUGAGGUGGGGUGGUACUAUUAGCUUGAAAAAGUAAAAAGAGUGAGAGCAGUUUAGAUUCAAUCCAAGUUGCAUUGAACUGCUUUCGUGCCUUGUAAUGACAUCUUCAAUAAUGUUUUGUUCUUUUAAGAACUAAGCUUGGCAAGAACCAAGAAGAAUAAGACUGAAUUUCUCAACACUCACCGAUUUCUAAUAAGGAAGCAGCCUUGGUCCAUUUCUUCUGUAUUCCAGUUAACAACGCAGCCUCCGCAUUUUUAUGUUUAUUGAUGUAACGUCACAAUGUUGGAAAUAAUAUGUGCUCCGCAUCUCAUAUUAUGGAAGAUGCAGGACAGGGGCAUAAA